This is a messenger RNA of Antrostomus carolinensis (chuck-will's-widow), 1231 nucleotides long. Its product is annotated as bifunctional 3'-phosphoadenosine 5'-phosphosulfate synthase 1-like. The transcript has 4 exons. Gene Ontology annotation, biological process: 3'-phosphoadenosine 5'-phosphosulfate biosynthetic process; sulfate assimilation. Gene Ontology annotation, molecular function: sulfate adenylyltransferase (ATP) activity; adenylylsulfate kinase activity. The record is from RefSeq and is a predicted model, not a curated record. Bases 9 to 782 code for a protein of 257 amino acids. NCBI's taxonomy places the organism in Eukaryota, Metazoa, Chordata, Aves, Caprimulgiformes, Caprimulgidae.
UUUCUUAGAUGGUUAUGGAGCAAGGGAACUGGCUUGUAGGUGGAGAUCUACAGGUGCUUGAUCGUAUUUAUUGGAAUGAUGGACUUGAUCAAUACCGUCUCACUCCAGCUGAACUAAGGCAGAAAUUCAAGGAAAUGAAUGCCGACGCUGUCUUUGCGUUCCAAUUACGCAACCCGGUGCACAACGGGCAUGCCCUUUUAAUGCAGGAUACUCAUAAACAGCUUCUGGAACGUGGCUACCGGCGCCCAGUUUUACUCUUGCAUCCACUUGGAGGCUGGACAAAAGAGGAUGAUGUUCCCCUCAUGUGGCGCAUGAAGCAACAUGCUGCAGUACUGGAGGAGGGAAUCUUGAAUCCAGAAACUACAGUGGUGGCUAUAUUCCCUUCCCCCAUGAUGUAUGCUGGACCAACUGAGGUUCAGUGGCACUGUAGAUCACGGAUGGUUGCAGGAGCUAACUUCUACAUUGUAGGGCGAGAUCCAGCAGGGAUGCCACACCCUGACACUGGGAAAGAUCUGUAUGAACCAACCCAUGGUGCCAAAGUGUUGACAAUGGCUCCAGGCCUUCGAGCUCUGGAAAUUGUACCCUUCCGAGUUGCAGCUUAUAAUAAGAAAAUUAAGUGCAUGGAUUAUUAUGACUCUGAUCACCAUGAAGACUUUGAAUUUAUAUCGGGGACCCGCAUGCGCAAGCUGGCUCGAGAAGGACAGAACCCGCCGGAAGGCUUCAUGGCUCCCAAGGCUUGGACUGUGCUGACAGAAUACUACAAAUCCUUGGAGAAGGCUUAGGCCUCUUAUUAACUGCAGAUCAACAUUUGACGCCUGAUUUAUUUACGAGAAGGGGACCACACAGUCACCGUUCAUGUUACUUUGUUGUGGUGUCUGUCAGGAAGUUCUCUGAAAACAGACUCUUUCUCCCUAACUUAGCAUCAUUCUUUGCCUGUCCUUAUGGGUUCUAUUAUGUCCUGGCACCUAACUAGCUGCUGGUUUUAAUGUCUUCUCUUUUAUUACAGUUUAUAUUCUUGCAGUAGGAUUUUUAACUCUUGUCUUUUUUUAUAUUUUACUGCCUCUGUCCUGUGAGUUCUGCCACUGUUAAAUAGAUGCAACUUUUUUCAUAUGUUAUUUAAACUGCUGGGUAGUGUUUAGUUUUGGUAGUUUGUAGGAGAAAAUUCAAUGGUUAGACCAUUAACUAUGGAUAGAUUAUCUAUAAAUCAAAAAAGUAAAUAAGUUUUAAAACA